Messenger RNA from Monomorium pharaonis (pharaoh ant), 1255 nucleotides. Its product is annotated as copper homeostasis protein cutC homolog. Gene Ontology annotation, molecular function: copper ion binding. Lineage: Eukaryota; Metazoa; Arthropoda; Insecta; Hymenoptera; Formicidae. Bases 429 to 1154 code for a protein of 241 amino acids. The record is from RefSeq and is a predicted model, not a curated record. The transcript has 2 exons.
UAUAAAUAUUUAUCAUAAAUAUCGCUGUACAGACGCUCUAAAAUAAAAUCAUAUUUAAAGCGAGAUCGCGCUCAGGUUCUCUCUGAUAUCGUUAUCAUUAUAUAGUGUAUCAUGAAAGUAUAAUACAGAUGGCGAGACUCGCGCGUAAAGUUUCGACUCUCAGAUAUCCGGCAUGCCGGCAGCCAUAUUUAGUAUUGCAGCAAUCUACUGAUGCAGCUUUUACACCGAGUAUAGAACCUGAGCAUAUUUCUACCGAAGCGAAUAUAUACGUGUGUAAUUCUUAUUAACAGUAAUACAAAUUUGUCAAUUAAAAAGAACAACUGUAAAAUAAGAACAAUGUAACGUCUGGAAUAGACUUGUGUAAUAAAGUAAUCGAAUAUUUGGAGCUGUAUAUGUAUUAUCAACUGAAAUAACUAAUCAAUCAAGAGAUGGAAAUCUGCAUUGAUUCUUUAGAGUCCGCCAGAAACGCUGUGGAAGGUGGUGCCAAUCGACUGGAGGUUUGCUCGGCUCUUUCGGAAGGUGGUUUGACACCUAGUCCGGGGUUAAUUCAACAAAUAAGAAACUUCACAACAAUUCCGCUUUACGCCAUGAUUCGUAUUCGCUGCGGCGACUUCGUUUACAGCCGCGACGAGAUCGACGCCAUGCUUUAUGAUUUGAAAAUUCUUAAGGAUCAUCACGUGGACGGGUUCAUUUUUGGCGCAUUGACGCCCGAUUGCGAGAUCGAUGUUGAACCAUGCGAGCUGAUUGUCUCUGCCGCUCGACCCCUACCCGUGACAUUUAGUCGCGCCUUCGAUCUGACGGCUGAUCCUAUCAAGUCGAUGGAACUUCUUGUGGAUCUUGGAUUUCAGAGAAUUCUGACGUCUGGACAGAAGAAUACUGCUGUGGAAGGGUUAGACCUGAUAAGAACAUUGCUGCAAAAGACCCGAAAGCUAGUGAUUAUGCCCGGAGCUGGUAUAACGAAGGAUAACAUUCGUAAAAUCAUAGAAUCCGGCGCUAAAGAAUUCCAUGCGUCAGCGAAGAGAAGAAAAAUGAUAAUUUAUGGCGCGAAUAGAGUCAAAAUGGGAAUCAAUGAGGACAAUUUUGUUAACGUGACUGAUAAGGAGCUGGUGAAAGAAUUAGUCGACAUUGUUAAGAAUGAAUGUAUUGGUUUAUGAAAAAUAAUUCUGAAGACAUCAGAUCAUUGUAUGUAUUCUGAUACGAUUAAUAUUUAUAAUUAAAUAAAAUAUGUAUAAUAAAAUAUGUAUAAUAAAUUCAA